AGACAUUUAAUGUUGAGGCACCAUGCCAAACUGUGGAAGAUUUAACGAAUGGGGUUGUGAUGGCCCAGGUGCUUCAGAAAAUAGAUCCAACGUAUUUUGAUGAGAACUGGUUAAACAGAAUCAAAACUGAAGUAGGAGACAAUUGGCGGUUAAAGGUGAGCAACCUGAAGAAAAUUUUAAAAGGAAUACUGGAUUACAAUCAUGAGAUUUUAGGGCAGCAGAUUAAUGACUUCACCCUUCCUGAUGUUAACCUGAUUGGAGAGCACUCAGAUACUGCAGAGCUUGGGAGAAUGCUUCAGCUUAUUUUGGGAUGUGCUGUGAAUUGUGAACAGAAACAAGAAUACAUCCAGACCAUUAUGAUGAUGGAGGAGUCGGUUCAGCAUGUAGUUAUGACAGCUAUUCAGGAGUUGAUGAGUAAAGAAUCACCAGUCUCUGUUGGAAAUGAUGCUUACGUUGACCUUGAUCGUCAGUUGAAGAAAACAACAGAAGAAUUAAAUGAAGCCUUAGCAACAAAAGAAGAAAUUGCUCAGAGGUGCCAUGAAUUAGAUAUGCAGGUUGCAGCACUUCAAGAGGAGAAAAGCAGUUUACUAGCUGAAAACCAAAUCCUGAUGGAACGUUUGAAUCAAUCUGAUUCUAUUGAAGACCCCAACAGCCCUGCAGGACGUAGGCAUCUGCAACUGCAAACACAAUUAGAACAGCUCCAAGAGGAAACCUUCAGAUUAGAGGCAGCCAAAGAUGAUUAUCGAAUACGUUGUGAAGAGCUAGAAAAGGAAAUUGCAGAAUUGCGACAGCAGAAUGAAGAGCUAACCACUUUAGCAGAAGAGGCUCAGUCAUUGAAGGAUGAAAUGGAUGUUCUCAGGCAUUCUUCUGAUAAAGUGUCCAAGUUGGAAAGCCAGGUAGAAUCGUACAAAAAGAAGCUGGAAGACCUGGGUGAUUUGCGGCGGCAAGUGAAACUCUUAGAGGAAAAGAACACUGUAUACAUGCAAAACAAUGUAAGCUUGGAAGAAGAGCUGAGGAAAGCCAAUGCAGCACGGAGCCAGUUGGAAACAUACAAGAGACAGGUAGUUGAACUACAAAACAGAUUAUCUGAAGAAUCAAAGAAAGCAGAUAAAUUAGAGUUUGAAUACAAAUUACUGAAAGAAAAAGUAGACAGCCUGCAAAAAGAGAAAGAUAGAUUAAGAACAGAAAGAGAUUCCCUUAAAGAAACGAUUGAAGAGCUUCGGUGUGUGCAAGCACAAGAAGGGCAACUCACCACUUCAGGAUUGAUGCCCCUGGGAAGCCAGGAGUCUUCUGACAGUCUGGCAGCAGAAAUUGUUACUCCUGAAAUUAAGGAGAAACUCAUUCGUCUCCAACAUGAGAACAAAAUGCUAAAGCUUAACCAAGAAGGUUCUGACAAUGAAAAGAUUGCCUUGUUGCAGAGCCUGCUAGAUGAUGCAAAUCUGCGGAAAAAUGAACUGGAGACCGAAAACAGGCUAGUAAAUCAGAGACUUCUGGAAGUACAAUCCCAGGUUGAAGAAUUGCAGAAAUCUGUGCAGGAACAAGGCUCAAAAACUGAAGGUGCUAUUUCAAUUCUUCUGAAAAAGAAACUUGAAGAACACCUUGAAAAGCUCCAUGAAGCUAACAAUGAACUACAGAAGAAAAGAGCUAUUAUUGAAGAUUUAGAACCAAGAUAUAACAACAGCUCACUCAAAAUUGAAGAAUUACAGGAAGCAUUGCGGAAAAAAGAGGAAGAAAUGAAGCAAAUGGAGGAGCGAUACAAAAAGUACUUGGAAAAGGCUAAGAGUGUUAUCCGAACUUUAGAUCCUAAGCAGAACCAGGGUGCAGCUCCCGAGAUACAGGCUCUGAAGAAUCAACUGCAGGAACGUGACCGAAUGUUCCAUUCGUUAGAGAAAGAAUAUGAGAAAACGAAGAGUCAAAGAGAAAUGGAGGAGAAGUUUAUUGUUAGUGCCUGGUACAAUAUGGGAAUGACUCUGCAUAAAAAAGCAGCAGAAGAUAGACUGGCUAGUACAGGCUCAGGACAGUCCUUCCUGGCUAGACAAAGGCAAGCCACCAGCACAAGGAGAUCGUACCCUGGGCACGUCCAGCCAGCUACAGCAAGUGAUGUGAUUGCAUGACCUGCAGCAUUAUUUAUCAAACAGGGACUGUUCAGUGCAUGACUUGCUUUUCUGUCCAGACUGCAUAACCCAAACUUAACCAGUUCCACCACUUAAGACUCAUGGGCAUCUGAUUGCAAAGAGAGAGAUCCACUUGCAAAGAAGCUUGCCAUCCAGGGGAGUAGUUUUGCUGUCUCCCUCUUCUUCCCUUCCUUCCCCAAAGAAAGUCUCCUUGUGAGACUGGUGGAGGAAAAAAACCCAGUACUCAGAAGUUCAGAGAAGGCAUUUGGCACAUUGAUGUAGCCCUUUCAGCGCUCCAUUUUACUUUCAGUCUAUCCACUUUCACUACUUAUUUCUGAUUAACAGUAUUAACAUAUAAACUUCCUGCAAUGCUUUUUCCUGUGCUGCGCUAUAAAACAUGUAGUCUUAAUGAGGUCAUAAAUGCACUUUUCAAUUACUGUUGCUAGCACCUGGGCCUUUAAAAGGAUUCACUUUGGGUUUUUUAAAACAUUCAAAUAAAGCCAAGAAAAUUUCUCCCAAGAGAAAAUGCUUUUGAAGUGGUGCUUAGCCAACCCAUGUUUCAAGCAAAGUUCCUCUGAUAAAUGCCACACCCCAUCAAGCUAUCAUGCAAUAUUUUAUUUACAAAUGUUGCCUACUUAAUGUAUAUACACAGUAGUUUGUGGCUGUUGUGUUUUCUCUCUACAUUUUAGGUGUGUUGUCAGUUUCUUUCAGAAACACUUUUCUUUGUGUACAGUUGUCAAACAAAUCUAGAAAGGAACAUGAAUGAAGGUAACUAAUAGAGAAGCAGUCGACACUUUCUGACUCUCAGUAUUAUGCAAAAUGUCCUUGCCAGCUUAUUAUUUGCAUUAUUUAUACUUUACCUGUACUGUUUGUUCGUAUCCCAGUCUUAGUUAUUUCAUUUCCAAAUUGCACUAGCAUGCCUGGGUUUUUUUGUUUUUUGUUUUUUUGUACCAUGAAAUAUUGCUCUAAGAUUUGCAGUAUAUAGACAGUAUAACUCAAAAUGCUUUGUUCUGCCAAUAUUAAUUUUAAAUGCUCUUUAUUUAACGUUUAAAAUUUCCGCAUAUUUGUACUACUGUAUUUUCAUUUUGUACGUGGAUGAACAGUACCGGCAAGAUACAAAACAUGAGGCAAUACAUCUGUGAAAUACUGUUGAAUGCUAGGUUAAUUUGCCUACUAUCUAACCUCCCAGAGGUAGGGGCUGGCUUUCAAGCCAUAGAAUUUGCCAAAAGGUCUCAAGAGCGUUUGCAAUACUGAGUACUGUAACACUGUUGGGAGGGAGCAGAAGUCCUAUUCUCGAGUGACCCCAGCUCCAGGUUCAUCAAGGACCUUGGCCCACGUGCUGCCCUUGGUAUUCACGUGCAAGUCCCAGGCAACCCUAGUAGUCUGUGCGUGCUGGGUGUGCGCAGUCAUGGGACAGACACUUGAGCAAGCCUGCAGCUGCUGCGGGAAUAUUGAGGUAAAAAGGGACUUGGAAGAUGUGUCACUCUGCUGCCUUCCCUCUGUGGCACAUGUCCCUGCUUCUGCCCCACUAGCAGUUGUCCAUUGUCCUGUGGCAGAAAAGUCAGGCAUGGAGUGCCAUACCAUGUUCCUUGCUCUCUCUUGCUGGGGGAGAGGUAGUAGCCUGGCUCCUGCUGCCCAUCCCCACUGUUGAAUACCCCACCAGAAGUUCCUGAAUCCUGGGGGCUCUGGCUGAUGCUAGCCCAAGUCAGCCAGCCAGGAAGAACUGUCACCAUUGUCACUGAGAAGAUGGAGCCAUGCCCCUCGCAACCCUCCCAGCCUCAAAGUCCAGCUGAGCCAGACUGGAGCUGGAGGGAGAGGUCAGGACAUGGGGUAUGGACAAUAGCACUUCGCUAUUCUGUUGGGGGAGGAACGGGGGUGUUCUGGCCUCAGGGAUCUGGUCGUGAUAGACAGCAGUGCUGGGCCUGGCAGUUCUGGAAAGAUGCAGUGAAUAAUCCCUUGAGCCUAGUAUUUGACCUUUAAGUCUUAACCAUGGUUCUCUUGGUAAGUGUUUAGGACCGACUGUGUAGACAUGCCUGCUUUCCUCACUGCAGCAGGAUGUGCGAGCAGUAGGUGGAGGGGCCACGUGUAGUCUGUUGGAGUAACAGCUAUAUCGGUGUAUGGGAGCUGUUCCUCAUUCCUGCAGUCUGGCUGUGCACAUCAAAAGUUUCUCAUCAGAGUUGCUUUCCAGGCCCCAGGCAUUUUGAUCUCUUCCUCAAAAGUGUCUAGCUUGACACCACUAUUUGAGUCCCUUAAUUCCAAUAGAGAAGCGUCAGAUGAAACUGGUAACUUCCAGUAAACAUGCUGACUGUUCAUUUUAAUUAAGCUAUCUAAGUAUCUUUAUCAUGGAGUGACUGCAAAUUUCUGUCAGACCUAAGUGAUCUCAAGCAUGUUUCCAGUAUACUAACUUAAUGUGUGCUGCGUAGGAGACUUUUCUUUCUCAGUAGCAGCUUGUUUGACUGUCCUAAAUUAGGUGUUGACCAGUUACCAAAAUAACUGUUUGUGAAAUUGCCAGUGAUAUAUUUUCUGUAAGAGAUGGAUUUCUAGAGUGUCAAAGCAUUCAUUUCCCUUUUUCAGUUCACCUAUGAAUUCUUAUUCUGUAACUACCAGAUUGUCAUGGUAGUGGUAUUAAUAUACAUAUCUGUAUAUAGACAAAAAGAUACAAGGUAAUGGUCAUUAGAAAUGAAAUGUUUAAUAAUGCUUUUUUUCCCAGUCAAAAACAAUAAUGCUUCCAAGGCGACAGAAAAGUGUACAGUUGUUAAACAAGUUGUAAAUAAAGGCUUAUAUAAAAUUUAAA
Messenger RNA from Gavialis gangeticus (Gharial), 4908 nucleotides. It is a transcript of the gene HOOK3, whose product is annotated as hook microtubule tethering protein 3. Lineage: Eukaryota; Metazoa; Chordata; Crocodylia; Gavialidae. The coding region runs from base 60 to 2114 and encodes 684 amino acids. Gene Ontology annotation, cellular component: cytoplasm; centrosome. Gene Ontology annotation, biological process: cytoplasmic microtubule organization; cytoskeleton-dependent intracellular transport. The record is from RefSeq and is a predicted model, not a curated record. Gene Ontology annotation, molecular function: microtubule binding; dynein light intermediate chain binding. The transcript has 23 exons.